This is a messenger RNA of Caretta caretta (loggerhead turtle), 5686 nucleotides long. The record is from RefSeq and is a predicted model, not a curated record. Lineage: Eukaryota; Metazoa; Chordata; Testudines; Cheloniidae.
UCCAAGAACUAAUGAACUCCCUUGGGGAGGGGAAAGCAAGUCGACCAGGAGCUGGUGUAGCGAUCCAUAGUUUGCCUUGGUUGUCCCCUCCCAGGCAGCAGCAGGACCAAGGGUUUGCAGAGCACCCUGGCAGGACCAUGACACACACACACGGGGGGCACAGCGGACAACCUUUCACCAAGGGCAAAAAGUAGCUUCCCCGCCCAGGCGCUGAACGCACCAGCAGCUGCAGCGGCCGGGGGCAGAGGAGAAGGGAGGCGAUGGCUGUGCAAGCUGCUAUCCUCAACCCCCAUCACUUCAUCCCCUUCUGCUUCCCUGCCUCCGGGGGCCUGGCGGACUAUGCUGACCUUGAGAAGAGCUACGAGGACGGGGCAGCCGCUCUCCUGGGAGAAGGAGGAGGAGUGGGGGGAGGAGAAGACCCAGGGGAUUUAAAAGAAGCCACCAGGGACCUGCUGAGCUUCAUCGACUCGGCGUCCAGCAACAUCAAGCUGGCCCUGGACAAGCCGGUCAAGUCCAAGAGGAAAGUGAACCACAGGAAGUACCUGCAGAAGCAGAUCAAGCGCUGCACGGGCAUCAUCGCCCCCGCCCCGGCAGCGCCAGCCCCGGCCGGGGGCCAGGAGCUGCCCAAGCGGCCGGCCCCGCCGGCAGGGGCCGCCUCGCCCCAGCCCUCCUGCCCGCCCGGCCCCGCCGGCCACGGCAAGCCCCCUGCCAAGCGGGAGGCCUCGCAGGCGGCCAGCAGCCUGCAGAGCAAGAGCCUGGCCGCCCUCUUCGACUCCCUGCACCAGGGCCGGGCUGGCGAGAAGGGCCCGGCCGCCGGCGGGGGCGGCGGCGGGGGCAGCGGCGGGGGCGGCCCCCGCAAGGUGCCGCUGCGGAACCGCAACCUGCCCCCUUCGUUCUUCACCGAGCCGGCCGCGCCGCCGCCCCGCGCCCCGCCGCUCAGCGCCAGCCCCAAGGCGCCGGAGCCGGGUGGCGGCAGCCCGGAGGCGGCGGAGUUCUUCGAGCUGCUGGGGCCCGACUACGGCGGCCUCCUCCCGGAGCAGCCCCCCGCGCACGAGGGCUUCCCGGCCCGGCUGCCCCCGGAGCUGGGCAUGGAGCCCGCCCUGUACGAGCCCCACCUCCCGCCGCUGCCCCCGCACCUGCUCGGGGGGCUGCUCUACCCCGAGCCCGCCUGGAGCCCCCCCGCCAAGAAGAGCUCCCCGGCGGCGGCUCCCUGCAGCAGCCUGAGCCUGCCCGAGACCUUGCGGCCCCUGCCUGCCAUGGGGGCCCCAGGAGCGCCCAUCUACCCGGCCAGCUCGGACCCGGCCCCCGCGGGCGGCGAGGAGAGCCCAGCCCAGCUGGCCGCCGCCUUUGCUCCCUACUUCCCCGACUGCCCCCUCCCGCCGCCUCCUCCCAUGCCUUAUGAGUACAGCGCCGGGUACAACAGGGUGGCCUAUUCGGGCCUCUAGGGGAGGCUCGGGAUGGAAGGCUGGGCUGGCAAAAAGCCGAGAUCACUUUAAUUCCCCCUCCCUUUACACUGUUUGAUUUAGGACAAUAAACUCAGAAAAAAAAAAACGGGAGGGGAGGAGGGGGGCGCUGUGGAAUGGGGAUCACACCCACUUAGCCCUUAAUCCUGGGGCUGGGUUAUAGCUGAUAAUUGAUAAUCUGAUGGGUUUCCUUCCAUAGCUGGAGUUUUUUGGUUUGGUUACUAGUCCGGAUUCUUCUCUCCUAUACACCAAUGUAACUCCAUUGACUUCAAUACAGUCAAGGGCCUGAUCCAAAGCCAACUGAAGUCAAUGGGUUGACUUUUCACUAACUUCAGGGGGCUUUGGUCCAGACACUACUGGCACAGAGAAAAAGGUCAAGCUUUCUUUAGCUGCAAUAAAUUUAGGGCCAGAUUUUGCCAUAGAGCAUAAUAUCUUACUCUGCUAGUAGUCCCACUGAGAAUAACACAACUGUUUCAUAAGAGUGGCAGAAUCUGGUCUUUAGGGUUUUAUUUGCCUUCACAUUCUGAACAGUCUCCCCUCUCCUUGUUCGGAUUCUAUCACUGCACAUAAUAAAAAUGUAAACUAUUUUAUUCUUUCAGGUGUUUUAUAGUGCACAGUAACUACAUGUUGUUAGCAUUAUUUGAGAUACGUUUUUAUUUUACUGUAGGCAAAUACAGUUGAUUUACAUUUCUUAUGUUACAUUGCAACGGGGGCUGCUUUUUCUUUAAAGCAGCCGUGACCAAUUGUGAGUGACUUGAGUUUAAAAGUAAAACUCAGUCAGCUCUUACAGUGUAUUUAAAAUCUUGAUCCACACUUGUGUGCGUCAUAAGUGCUGGCAGAUUUUCAACAGAGGACACAAACAAGUGCAAAAAUAAUUUAAAAAAGUCAAGAAAACAACAAAAAUAACUAUAAAUGCUGUUACCAAAUCUUAGUGUCCUGAAAUUCAACAAUGUGUUGCAGAAUAUUGCAAACAGCAAUACUAUAAUAAAUAAGUUAAUUGAUGGCAUAAUGUUCUGGACAAAAUGUACUGUAGCAACGUGAUUCCCACAAACUGUGUUGGAUUUCUUUCAGGAAUGUGUCAAAGCAUUGAAAGUGACAGAUCCGUUCUAUUGUGUACAGGAGAUUAUUUGAUAAUCAUUUAAAUUAUGUAAAAGAGUCUAUGAUGAGUCCUAUAAAAAUAAAGCUGCACAAUAGCUUAAAGACCUGUGGCUGUUACUACUGUUGGAACGAAAUACACUAGAGUCUCUCCCACAUCUUCAUUUUUGGUAAAGUUCAUUCACUAGAUUUGGCUGGCAGAAUUUAAGACAGUCUAGUGGUCACUUUUCUCUUUCCUAAAUCCUCUGAAAUGCUGUACUUUACCCUCAACAACCUAUUCCUGUUUUGUGUUCUCUAUUGAGUGUUUCAGUAAGAUACUGGAAUGACAGGAAUUGUAGCAAAUUAUUAUAAAGCCAAGGGAUCAACAUACUUACUUUCAGGAAACUAGUUCAACAGACUGUUAAGUUUCCUUUUGGGGAGUUGGUUGGGAUGCCUAUCUUAAAAGGCAGCUCUGGAUUUUGGCUUUGGGCCAGUUAGAAUUGGAUUGUUUGUUUUUAAAAUGGGAGUCAGAUGGACAAGAAGUGUGAGGUAUGGUGGACCAAAUAGUACUCCCAGGGAUGGCAAAUCAUUCUAACCUAUGAUAUUGAAGGGAAUUAAGAAUAAAAUGCCUCUUUCAUUAACAAGUGCAAAUACCGUUUUUAACAGAGAUUUAUGGUUAAGAACAUUAAGAUGUAUGGAAGGGGAAGUGUGACUUUAAAUAACACUUUGGAAAUAAACGAUUAGUCUUUCAUCUAACUGUUUCAGUAAUGGGCUUAAUUUUACUUUUAAACAACAAAAAUAAUAGCUUAUAUUUAUACAGCACCUUUCAUCCAAAAAGAUCCCCAAGUGAUUUACAAAUAACCUACCCAUGUAUACAGGAAUCACUUCACUGAAAAGCAGGCACACUGGGCUGAUAUGAGGCAUCUGUUUAAUAACUGCACAGUGCUGUAUUGUACACUGUAAAUUCAAUGCACUUUUAAAAUAUUGAUUUUACAAUAGUUUAUUUCACUAAGCUUAAAAGAAUGUAUAAAAAACAAUGGACAGCCAGUCCAGCCUAUGUAGAUAAAUAAGAGAACCCUGACUCCUUGGUCAAUUAUAGUACAGAGUAGUAUCAUACUAUGUUUGCUCAAUUCUGUAGCCUUUACUUAGGCAAAUCUACUGAAAAGUCUGGGAGUUUUGCUUUUUUCAGAGUGCAGCGUCAGAGCCAGUGUAACAUCAUGUAGUUACAUUUUAGAUUGUCAGGACAAGGUUGAUUUCAAUCCCAUUUGAGUUGGUAAAUUUUCUACGGUCUGGUAAUGGUUUUGUUCUAUUCUCUGUAUGUGAUUUUGUAGCAGUUUUGGACCAUUAUGUUUCCUCUUGGGACACUUCAGAUCUAAUGGCCUUGCACUGAUAUAUUUAGCAUAAUAUUACUUUGUCAUUGAACUUUCUGACUUGAGGCAUGAUCCUGAAUCCUUUGCACACUCAACACUCCCAGUGAUUUAAGGGAAAUUUUGGGUGUACAAGGGAGGGUUGGCCCAUUGACUUUAAUACAUUAAUAAGGGGUAUGUUUUCACCUGAACUUUUUAUUGAGCAAUUUUAUUUGUCUCUCAGGCUGCUGAAACCCUGCAUAUGAAAAUUUAUAAUCACUGGAAUCCUUAUACUAUUUCAGGCAAAAUUCCCACUGACUUCAAUGGGAGUUUUGCUCAAAUAAGGACUAACUGAGGUCUUCAGGAAUGGACUUUGGAAGAGAAGAAUUACAAUAUACCAGUUAAAAGAAAAGGAGUACUUGUGGCACCUUAGAGACUAACAAAUUUAUUUGAGCAUAAGCUUUCAUGGGCUACAGCCCACUUCAUUGGAUGUGUUGAAUGGAACAUAUAGUAAGAAGAUUAUAUAUAUAUAUACAUACAGAAAAUCAUGAAAAGGUGGGAGUUGUCAUACAAACUGUAAGAGGCUAAUUAAUUAAGAUGAGCUAUUAUCAGCAGGAGAAAAAACUUUUGUAGUGAUAAUCAAGAUGGCCCAUUUAGACAGUUGACAAGAAGGUGUGAGGAUACUUAACAUGGUGAAAUAGAUUCAAUAUGUGUAAUGACUCAGCCACUCCCAGUCUCAAUUCAAACCCAAGUUAAUGGUAUCUAGUUUGCAUAUUAAUUCAAACUCAGCAGUUUCUCAUUGGAGUCUGUUUUUGAAGCUUUUCUGUUGCAAAAUUGCCACCCUUAAGUCUGUUACUGAGUGGCCAGAGAGGUUGAGAAGGUACUGACUCAUUCUCCAUUGCCCUGCACCUUGUGUAGGCAUUGACAUCUGUUCAAAGAGGGUGUAAAAUGCUGACUUUGUAGCAUUUUACACUCAUUUUGCACUCUGCCCUUGUGUAAAUGACUAAACAAAAUGCAGGGAGAUAGAAAAUCAGUCUCAUUGGGUCUGAUGCUCCUCUCACAUCAGUGUGAGAAGCAACUCUGUUGAAAUGAGUGGAGUUACGAGUUAUGCUGGUAUAAAACCAAUGUAGCAGCCUGAUCUUACUUCUACUGAGGUUAUAAAAGGACUCUUUCUGUUGACUUCAGCAAGAGUUGGAUCAGGCUCACUGAACCAAAGCUAGAAACGCUUUUCUCACCUUUUACUCAGUCCAUACUCAGGCAAAACUCCCAUUGCCUUAAAUGAGAAUCUUACUUAAGAACUUCGGGAUUUGGCCCACUGAAUAUAUUUUAAAAUUAGUGUUCACUUACAGUGCUAAUAUAUUUCUGGUAUAGAAGUAUUUUAGAGGUAAUCUGCACAACAGUUAUUGCAAAGCAAACUGAGUGUCUGACAACACUAAAGCAGCUAACAAUGGUUGAGUUGAUCUAAACAAUUGUUUCCCCCUGACAAAAACCAAACAAAGGACUUCUAUGCAACUUUAAAAAAAAGAAUUGUGUGCCACACUGCAUGCCUUGAAGUGAAGGUGAUUGGAUCAUUUCCAGAUUGAAUAGCGCCACCUACUGCAGCUGAAAGGCUGUGUUAUGUUCUCUGCGUUUUGUGUGGGCUUUUAUUUUUGCAGGUUUGCACAAGCUUAAUAAUAUAGUCAUAAUGUAAAUACCAUACAGAAGCCCCAUUUACACUUAAAUACUGUUGGGAAAUUACUAUAACUAUUUAAAAGCCCAAUAUUGAGUGUUGGUCCAAAUAAAAUUUUUUAUAACUGAACAGGG